This is a messenger RNA of Cyprinus carpio (common carp), 2465 nucleotides long. Its product is annotated as signal-transducing adaptor protein 1-like. NCBI's taxonomy places the organism in Eukaryota, Metazoa, Chordata, Actinopteri, Cypriniformes, Cyprinidae. The record is from RefSeq and is a predicted model, not a curated record. Gene Ontology annotation, molecular function: signaling adaptor activity.
CGUCUAACAGUUCUGAAGAUAAUGAAAAGCCAGCCGUAACCUGAUUAUACCUUCUGGAAGUUUCUUGUUAAAAUCAAAAGGAUGUAAAAUUGGUGUUUUCAAAGCGUUCAUUUACCGGAAGCGUUUUGGAAAUUAGCGUUACUGUAAACCGGUAUUCCCCCAAAUGCUUUCUAUAGCUAUGCCUAGGGGGUGGUUAUUUCUCUGCAGCCAGCUUUACGGUUCUUCUCAAUAGGCGGGACUUUCGUGCCUCCCGGCAACCCUCGAGCACAUCCGACUCACCUGUAUUCAGGUAAGGGGUGGGGGAUGAUGACAGCACGUAGACCUCUUCAGAUACAAAGGCAGCUGUGUUACUUUUAGUCCAAAAGCUUUCUGUUCGUCAGUAACUUUUUAUAAAGCUUUAGCACGUGAGCUCUGGUAUGAAUUUGAAAGUUUAAGAACGCAUUAAACGUGGACGUUGAGGCGAACAUUGAAGUGUCUUCUUACAAAUACUCAACUUGAACUGUUUUCUAAGAAGUUUGCAGUUGACAGGACUGUAACUUAUGGCAGCACCAAAUCGCUUUAGACGAGUGAGGUCUCAGCUUCCAACAUGUUAUUACGAAGGAUUUCUGGAAAAGAAAUCAAUCAAAGACAAGAUGGGUCGUACACUCUGGACCAGUUUAUGUGGCAAUGCUCUCUUUUUUUACAAUAACACCAAAGACAGUGUUUAUAUAGAGAAGCUGGAGCUCUCUGAUCUCGUCUCCGUGAAUGAUGACCGCUGUCGUGACCGAAACCUGGAUGCUGCUAGAUUCACUUUGCACAUGAAAAAUGAAGACAUCAAGAUGAUUGCCCCAAGCCUUGAGGCCCGAGAACUGUGGAAAGGCUUCAUGCUCUCAGUAUCUAAGCUGUCUGUGCCAAGUUCUCUAAACCUGCUGCCUGGCCAGAUUCACAUGAUGAAGGAAAUAAUAGAGAAAGAGAAAAUAAGACAGCGGCUUCUAUCAUCUCCUCCACAACCCUCGGCUUCUGCCAAUUAUGUUACUUUACAGUCAGACAUGCCUUCGUGUUAUCAUAAUGUUAAUCGAGUCGAAGCUGAAUACUUGUUGGAAAGGAACACUGUUCGGGGAAACUUACUGCUGCGGCCUGGUCAUGAUGGGACGUCUUUUGCCCUCACUACACGCCAAGAUAUUAACGGCAGACCAGUAUUCAGACAUUAUCGUGUGUCUCGGAGGCAUGAAGGAGGAUUUGCCAUUGCCCUUGAGACUCCUAUCACCUGUGAGACCCUGCAUGAUGUCAUUAACUGCCUGCUGGAGAAGACCAAUGGAGUUUUGGUGCCUCUUCUGAUGGAGGAACACUAUGAGAAAAAUAUCACAUUUAUUGAGACCGAUAAGGAGAAUGGUGAGAGAAAUGUGCUUUGUCCCAAAGUCCCUUCACCUGCUCCUCCAAUGCCUCCCCCAAAACCAGCAUUUGUCGAGACCGAAAAAGACCAUGUUGAUACAAGUGUGGAUUAUCCAAAAUGCCCUUCGCCUACUCCUCCAAUGCCACCCCCAAAACCAGCAUGUUUAGCCCCAAGGAAUCAAAGAUCUCAGUCAGAAACAAACACACAUGAACGAACCUACCUCAACGUCUCAAAUGUUGGAGAGUAUGAGGUGGAUCAGGCAGCAUGUCCUCCACCUCCUGUCCUGCCACGUCUUCAAGAUGCUGAAAGAAAAGCUUUGGUACCUCCUGGCUACUCUAAAACAACUUCCCGAAGCAACAGUUUGUCAAGCACGCCUAAGAACGUUCCCAAGCGGCAACAUGUUGACAUACAUGAGCUCCAGGAGGUUCUUAAUAGGAGACGAAACCAGGAUUAAAAGUAAUCUCUCUAAGAUGAUGAUAAUAAUGGUUUCAUUGUGGAACGAGGAAAAAUUCCUUAGUAUUAAGCUUGUCUUAAGUCUAUACCAGCAGAUAUGUGGAUAUACAGCUUUACUCGCCAGGACACUGUAUCUGUGAUAUUUGCCCACUGCUGUUCAGUUGGAUCCACAAAUAGGCCCUUGAAUCAAAUUUUCUUGAGUGAUUCUUUCAGCGUUAUGAUGUAUUAGUUCUCACAAUCAUUUAUUAGACCAACAUAUGUGUCGUGUUGCAUAGCUGCUGACUGUAAAUCACUACUGCUGUUUGUGUAUUUGAUCUCACUGACGUACUGUUGAUUUAUCACAAGUUUGUCAGAUGAAAAGUCACAUUUAAAUAUAUUGUCUUGAAUUCCUAUGUGUCAGAUAGCUGGUCUACGUCUCUUUUCUCUGUCUCUGAUCAUAAAAUAUCAGGCUUGCUAUAAUAAGCACAAAUGGUUGUUAUUAAUAUGUUUAUCUAUAUUGUGACUUUACUAUGUGGGGAAGUUGCAGGUCUUCUUUCUCCAGAUAGAGAAACAAGUCAAACAAAUGUUGUUUUUCUGUUCCUGUUAAAACAUGUUUUAUACUAUAUAUAUUUUGAGAACAAUACACUGAUCAUAGAAAAUA